Molecule: messenger RNA, 3638 nt
Organism: Eptesicus fuscus (big brown bat)
Lineage: Eukaryota; Metazoa; Chordata; Mammalia; Chiroptera; Vespertilionidae
Gene: AGAP2
Product: ArfGAP with GTPase domain, ankyrin repeat and PH domain 2
Exons: 19
Coding region: 1-3564 (1187 amino acids)
Cellular component (GO): nucleus
Molecular function (GO): protein binding; GTP binding; GTPase activity
Source: RefSeq, a predicted model, not a curated record
AUGAGCCGGGGCGCGGGCGCGCUUCAGCGCCGGACAACGACCUACCUCAUCUCGCUGACCCUGGUCAAGCUCGAGUCGGUGCCUCCGCCGCCGCCUUCCCCGUCUGCGGUCGCAGCAGGCGCCCCUGGGACCAGAGGUGCGGAGACUGGGGAUCCUGGCAGCCCCCGCGGCUCGGAGGAGCCGGGCAAGAAGCGGCACGAGCGUCUCUUCCACCGGCAGGAUGCGCUGUGGAUCAGCACGAGCAGCGCGGGCGCUGGGGGCGCCGAGGGCGCCGAGACCCCCGCCCUGUCCCCGGUUCCGGCCAGUCCCGCCCGCCCCGUCUCCCCGGCUCCCGGCCGCCGCCUCUCCCUCUGGGCCGCCCCUCCGGGGCCCCCGCUUUCCGGGGGGCUGAGCCCCGACCCCAAGCCCGGGGCCGCUCCCACCUCCUCUCGGCGCCCCCUGCUCAGCAGCCCGAGCUGGGGGGGCCCAGAACCCGAAGGCCGGGCGGGAGGUGGCGUCCCCGGCUCGUCCUCCCCGCACCCGGGCACUGGCAGCCGGAGGCUUAAGGUGGCGCCUCCUCCGCCGGCUCCCAAGCCUUGCAAGACCGUGACCACGAGUGGCGCCAAAGCCGGCGCGGGCAAGGGCGCAGGUAGCCGCCUGUCAUGGCCCGAAAGCGAGGGCAAGCCCAGGGUCAAGGGGUCAAAGAGCAGCGCUGGGACGGGAGCCGCUGCCGCAGGGGCGGGAGGAACGGCAGCCACGGCCUCUGGUGGGGCCGGAGCUGGGGCCGGAGCCCGAGGGAAACUGUCCCCCCGGAAAGGCAAGAGUAAGACCUUGGACAACAGUGACUUGCACCCCGGACCACCUGCCGGCUCUCCUCCUCCACUCACCAUCCCAGCAACCUCGGCUCCAGCCACCGCUCUCACCGUCGCCUCCGCGAUGCCUACGGGGCCUGCACCUCCCAACACUCUGGAGCCCCCAGCUCCGGGGCUGAAACGCGGCCGGGAGGGGGGCCGAGCAUCCACUCGGGAUCGCAAGAUGCUCAAGUUUAUCAGCGGCAUCUUCACCAAGAGCACAGGGGGGCCUCCUGGCACCGGGCCCCCUGCUGGACCCCCGGGCCUGUCCUCUGGCAGCGGGUCCCGGGAGCUGCUGGGCGCAGAGCUCCGCACCUCCCCUAAGGCUGUGGUCAAUAGCCAGGAAUGGACUUUGAGCCGCUCCAUUCCUGAACUGCGCCUGGGUGUACUGGGCGACGCCAGGAGUGGGAAGUCAUCGCUCAUCCAUCGAUUCCUGACUGGUUCAUACCAGGUGCUGGAGAAGACAGAGAGUGAGCAGCACAAGAAGGAGAUGUUGGUGGAUGGACAGACUCAUCUGGUGUUGAUCCGAGAGGAAGCUGGGGCACCUGAUGCCAAGUUCUCAGGCUGGGCAGAUGCUGUGAUCUUGGUCUUCAGCCUGGAGGAUGAGAACAGUUUCCAGGCCGUGAGCCGUCUCCACGGGCAGCUGAGCUCCCUUCGGGGCGAGGGACGAGGAGGUCUGGCGCUGGCAUUGGUGGGGACGCAAGACAGGAUCAGUGCUUCUUCCCCUCGGGUCGUGGGUGAUGCUCGUGCCAGAGCUCUGUGCGCAGACAUGAAACGCUGCAGCUACUACGAGACGUGUGCGACCUAUGGGCUCAAUGUGGACCGGGUCUUCCAGGAGGUGGCCCAGAAGGUGGUGACCUUACGCAAACAGCAACAGCUUCUGGCUGCCUGCAAAUCCCUGCCCAGCUCCCCAAGCCACUCAGCUGCUUCCACUCCCGUAGCUGGGCAGGCUAGUAACGGGGGCCACACUAGCGACUACUCUUCUUCCCUCCCGUCCUCACCCAAUGUUGGUCACCGCGAGCUCCGAGCUGAGGCAGUGGCAGUGGCUGGAUUGAGCACCCCAGGGUCCCUGCACCGGGCAGCCAAGCGCAGGACCAGCCUUUUUGCGAAUCGCCGGGGCAGUGACUCUGAAAAGCGGAGCUUGGACAGUCGGGGAGAGACAACAGGGAGUGGGCGAGCCAUUCCCAUUAAACAGAGCUUUCUACUAAAGCGAAGUGGCAAUUCCUUGAACAAAGAAUGGAAGAAGAAAUACGUGACCCUGUCCAGUAAUGGCUUCCUACUUUACCACCCCAGCAUUAACGACUACAUCCAUAGUACCCACGGCAAGGAGAUGGACUUGCUACGAACAACAGUCAAAGUCCCUGGCAAGCGGCCCCCACGCGCCAUCUCUGCUUUUGGCCCCUCAGCCAGCAUCAAUGGGCUCGUCAAGGACAUGAGCACUGUCCAGAUGGGUGAAGGCCCUGAGGCCACUACUCCCACGCCAAGCUCAAGCUCCAGCCCCAGUUCCCUGCAGCCACCAUCAGAUCAGACAUCCAAGCACUUGCUGAAGCCAGACCGGAAUUUGGCCCGAGCCCUCAGCACUGACUGUACCCCAUCUGGAGACCUGAGCCCCCUGAGUCGGGAACCUCCUCCUUCUCCCAUGGUGAAGAAGCAGAGGAGGAAAAAAUUGACAACACCGUCCAAGACUGAAGGCUCCGCUGGACAGGCUGAAGCCAAGCGCAAAAUGUGGAAACUAAAAUCCUUUGGUAGUUUAAGAAAUAUUUAUAAAGCAGAGGAAAACUUCGAGUUCUUGAUCGUGUCCAGCACUGGUCAGACGUGGCACUUUGAGGCCGCCAGUUUUGAGGAGCGGGAUGCCUGGGUCCAGGCAAUUGAGAGCCAGAUCCUAGCCAGUCUGCAAUGCUGUGAGAGCAGCAAGGUCAAGCUGCGCACAGACAGCCAAAGCGAAGCCGUGGCUAUCCAGGCGAUCCGGAACGCCAAGGGGAACUCUACCUGCGUGGACUGCGGGGCUCCCAACCCCACGUGGGCCAGUUUAAACCUGGGCGCACUCAUCUGCAUCGAGUGCUCGGGCAUUCACCGGAACCUGGGCACACACCUGUCCCGCGUCCGCUCGCUGGAUUUGGACGACUGGCCUCGGGAGCUGACCCUGGUGCUGACGGCAAUUGGCAACGAUAUGGCCAACCGCGUGUGGGAGAGCAACACGCGGGGCCGAGCCAAACCCACGCGGGACUCCUCGCGGGAGGAGCGUGAGUCAUGGAUUCGCGCCAAGUACGAGCAGCUGCUGUUCCUGGCGCCGCUGGGUUCUCCGGAGGAGCCGCUGGGCCGCCAGCUGUGGGCUGCAGUGCAGGCUCAGGACGUGGCCGCCGUCCUCCUGCUUCUGGCCCACGCGCGACACGGGCCGCUAGACACCAGCGUAGAAGACCCGCAGCUUCGCUCCCCACUGCACCUGGCGGCCGAGCUCGCCCACGUCGUCAUCACGCAGCUGCUGCUGUGGUACGGCGCCGACGUGGCCGCCCGGGACGCGCAGGGCCGCACCGCGCUGUUCUACGCCCGCCAGGCCGGGAGCCAGCUGUGCGCCGACAUCCUCCUCCAGCACGGCUGCCCCGGCGAGGGCGGCAGCGCCGCCACCACGCCCAGCGCGGCCACCACGCCCAGCAUUAUCGCCACGCCCAGCCCCCGCCGCCGGAGCAGCGCCGCCAGCAUGGGCCGCGCCGACGCCCCCGUCGCGCUGGUAUAGUUUGCCCAGCGGGAGAGACACCCCCACGGGCCGGGCACGACCGCACCGGGUGGACCGCUGGACAGAUGCACCCA